AUGUUGGUGACUCUGAGUACCUGCCGCCGAAACAGCAGCCGCAGCAGCCUCAGCAGCCUCAGCAGCCUCAGCAGCAACGCCAGCAGCAGCAGCAGCAGCAGCAGCCCCUCUAGCAGCAACAGCAGCAGCAGAAGAACUAGUAACACAGGCAGCAGCAGCAGCCAAAGCAACAGCAGCCCCAGAUCCAAUAACACAGACAACAGCAGCAGCAGCAGCACCAGAACUAGUAACACAAGCAGCAGCAGUAGCCAUGGCAACAGUGGCCCUAGACCUAGUAACACAGGCAGCAGCAGCAGCAGACCUAGUAACAGAGGUGGCGGCAGCAGCACCAGCACCAGCACCAUCAGACCUAAUAACACAGGCAGGAGCAGCAGCAGCAGCAGCCAUGGCAACAGUGGCCCCAGACCUAGCAACACAGGCUACAGCAGCAGCAGCAGACCUAGCAACACAGGCAACAGCAGCAGUCAUGGCAACAGUGGCCCCAGACCUAGUAACACAGGCAACAGUGGCCCCAGACCUAGUAACACAGGCAACAGUGGCCCCAGACCUAGUAACACGGGCAACGGCAACAGCAGUGGCAGCAACAGCAGCAGCAGUAGCAGCAACAACAGCCAUCCCAGCAGCAGCAGCAACAGUAGCAGCAACAACAGUCAUCCCAGCAGCAGCAGCAACAGCAGCAGCAGCAGUAGCAGCAACAACAGCCAUCCCAGCAGCAGCAGCAACAGUAGCAGCAACAACAGUCAUCCCAGCAGCAGCAGCCACAGCAGCAGCAGCAGCAGCAGCAGCAGCCACAGCACCAGCAGCACCAGCAGCAACAGCAGCAGCCACACCACCACCAGCAGCAGCAGCAGCAGCCACAGCAGCAGCAAUAGCAGCAGCAGCAGCAGCAGCAGCAGCAGCAGCAGCAGCUCCAGCAACAGCCAUCCUAGCAGCAGCAACAGCAGUCAUAGCAACAGCUACAGUCAUAGCCGCACAUCAUGGGAAUGA
This is a messenger RNA of Grammomys surdaster, 987 nucleotides long. RefSeq lists its product as uncharacterized. The transcript is spliced from 3 exons. The coding region runs from base 1 to 987 and encodes 328 amino acids. NCBI's taxonomy places the organism in Eukaryota, Metazoa, Chordata, Mammalia, Rodentia, Muridae. The record is from RefSeq and is a predicted model, not a curated record.